This is a messenger RNA of Mytilus californianus (California mussel), 3305 nucleotides long. Its product is annotated as actin-binding LIM protein 1-like. The transcript is spliced from 16 exons. Gene Ontology annotation, cellular component: actin cytoskeleton. Gene Ontology annotation, molecular function: actin filament binding. Gene Ontology annotation, biological process: lamellipodium assembly; cytoskeleton organization. Bases 123 to 1901 code for a protein of 592 amino acids. Lineage: Eukaryota; Metazoa; Mollusca; Bivalvia; Mytilida; Mytilidae. The record is from RefSeq and is a predicted model, not a curated record.
CAAUGAAUGUAUUGACAUUUCGCCUACUUCUCCCAAACAAGCUCGAAUGAAAAUGUUACGGAGAUGUUUAUCGUAUUGUAAGGAAGUGUAUUAAACUACUAAAGAUCAAAAGAACACACAAAAUGGGACAAAAGGCAACAAAACACAAAGAUGCUGAUGGUGAACCUUCGCCCUCGCCUCGAAAGUCACCAAAACGUUCAAAACAUAGGGGAAGGUCAUCAAGUAAAGAACACACUCCUUCUCAUUCGGAGAAGUCCAGUUCAGGUGAUCCAGGAGGAGGAAGGCCAUAUUCAGAAAUAGAAAAACCCAUAAGUCCCGUUAGCAAAAAGUCUUUACAAACAAUUCCCAAACAUGAAUCUCCUCGAAUUAGUAUGGAUUAUGAUCAAAAAGAAAAUAUUCCAGAACAAACUUUAUCUAGAACUCCUCCAAAAAUGAAUGGAAAUGAAAAAAUGGUAGUGUGUACUCCAGAUAAACUGAUAGAUUCUAGUAUAUCAAAUCAUUUUCCACAAGCUACAUCUACGCCAGCUCCUAAUGGAAUAAUUAGUUCAGGACAAUCCAAUGGACAUGCUUUUGAUUCAGAUCAGGAUCAAACAGAUCAAAGUGACGAUGAAGCAUUUACUCCAUCAGAACAACAAUUUCCUGGUAACAGUCCUAGCCUAAGCACUGCCUCUCUUGCUUCAAGGUCAACAACAAAUAGCUGGCGUAGAGCUCAAUCGGAUUCUUUAGAUGAGAGAGGAUCUGCACUUAGCUUUGGAAAGUUUUACAACAGUAGUUAUUUACAGAAAGCUACGUAUUUAAAGAAAGCCACAACCACACCUACUACAAAUGGACAAAAAUCUCCACAUUUUCAUAGACCAGCAAAUUUCUCCUAUAACAAAGGCACACCACAGUAUCUCAAAUCAACCAACAAAAGUGGAAUGGCUGCUUUGGCAUCAGGUGGUAAGGUGAUAGUCAAGAGAACAAGACGAGCAUCUUCACCUGCAGAUCUCAAGAAUAAUGAAGCAAUACGUCUCAGCAUGUACCCAAGUGCCAAGAAACCUGCUGCCAAUGAACUAGAAAAGAUAGAACGAGAAGACUGGCCGGCACCUCCUGCAUUAGCUUCUAUAUUACCUGAAUUAAUGCGACAGCGGAGGAAAAGUCGAGGAGAGAAAGAUGAGGAUAGUGAUGAUGAAGCUCCACCCGAAGAUCCUAAAAUUCAAAGAGAAAUAGAAGAAUUAUCUAAAUUUAAAGACAGUUCUGGUAUUGGCAAAAUUAUUUAUAAAGAACUGGAGGAAAGGAAAGCUCAGCCAAUGAAAUUGUUAGAUCCAUGGAAAGCCUCACGAGUACCUGGUGCUGAUCACGAACCUAAAUAUUGUACCAGAUAUCAGUCACCAAUGUUUGCAUCACCUUCACGGUUUGUAGAUAGACCAAAGAGAAGUUGGGACGACAGUGAUAUAAGAGGGUACAGAACUAUUACAACAUUGUCCAAUUAUCCAGUUGCUAAGCCAGGUUAUGGUAUGGAACCAAGAGCCCACACAUUACCACUACAAGGAAUGUAUGGAGGUCAUAUAGAUUUUAGAUAUUUUGAUUUUGAAACACAUAGAUCUAGUAGAUAUACAUCAUCAUCAACCAUGAACACAGAGAGAGAGUCAUUUGGUUAUAGUUUUAGUGACAAACCCGGUGUGUCAUUACUUACAUUACAAAAAAGUAGUUGGCAUACGGAGGCUGAACCACAGAUUUAUCCAUAUGAAACAUUAAAAAUCACCAAUUUUGAUUUACCAAGGGAUGUAGAUUUAAAUCGUUUAGAGAUACAUUUAGAUGAAGAAGAUUUUCAGAAUAUAUUAGAAGUACCAAGAAAUGAAUUUUAUAGACUGCCUUUAUGGAAACAAAAUGACAUGAAGAAAAAAGUGGACUUAUUUUAAAGUAUCAUCCCUAAGAACCAUGUGAUCAAAAUAUGACAUAUCAUUGGAUGAUGGGGUCAUGUGAUCAGUGAUAUUAGUAGAAAGAUAACUAGUGCUUCUGUACAGUACAGACAAUUGGAACCAAGCUUUACCAUUUUGUUUAUCUUGUUGAAAACUUACAUUUCUGCCAUUAAAUCACACUUUUUAAUUACUUUUUAUGUCUGCUAGACACAAUUCUUUAAAGUAUUUGCUAGAUUGUAAACACCAGUAGAAGCUUUGGAAAUAUUAAAUACUGCAUAAAUAAAAACACUUCAAAAUUAUUUAAGAUGUAAUGAAAUUUUUAUGCGGAAAUCAAUGAACACAAAUUAUCUUUUACGUAGAAAGGAGGUUAAUAUUACUAUACUAUAAUAUACUAGUUCUAUUGACACAAAUAGAGAGAAACUCCUUGAUUUAUUUUAACUGUAGCCUACCAAUUUUGAAAGAGUCCGAAUUACUUAAGUAAUGUUGGUGAAAAAAUGGGCCUUUUGUUUUUAUUUUGUACCAAAUUGAAUAGAUAUUAAGAUUUUGUAUUGAAAUUGAUUACCAAUCUCUAUUUGAAGUUUACUCAACUUAUCAAAUAGGAGAUAUGUUUACCACAGUUAAAUUAUUAGAUCUGCUGUUUUUAUACAAGUUAUUGUUUAAUGAUAAGAUAUUUAUUGUUAGUAUUUUUACCUUUUUGACCUAUUUUGUAGAAAUGAGUUGUGAGAAAAUGAUAGGUUGGUUUUUUUUUAAAUGUAUACAGUACGGUGGUUACUAACUUCCAGUGGUUUCGACUUUUCGAUGAAUUUUUUUGGCUUCAUUUGUUUGAAUUCAUAGUCCGUUAUAAUGAGAAUGAAAAGAUUAAAAACAAUGUCAUUCAGUAUAUGAAAAUGAGGAGAUGAAAUUAGGCGUAAAAUACAUGAAGACUAAUGAAAAAUUAAAUAACAAUUCAUUAUCAUAAGGAUCAGAUGAAAACAAAUGGAUUAGCACAUGUCAUUGGAAGUAUUUGCAAAGGUGAUAUCAUAGCUAUAGUAAAAAAAUCAGUCAAAAACCAAACUGAAAUGGAUGUUUGGUGUAUAUUAGACACUAUAGAUACAAUAGCCAUUAUGCCAUGCAUGAAUAACAUAUCAAAGAUAUCUAAAUUUUGCUUGUUCUUGAAUGUUUUUAUAAUAAAACGAAUUCUCCAAAUAUUCCCCUUGCAACAGGAAGACAUUAACUUUAUGAGAAUGACAUUUUAGUUAUUAAAACUUGGGAUGGAUAAGAUUUUCUUUAUUGAACAACAUGAUUAAUAUUUUCUUUAAGGAAGUUUGCUACUCAAUUUCAAAAUAAUAAGCUUUUCAUAAAACAAGCAUAUAUUGAUAGGGGAUAAUUAAAGGAACCAAAAGAGCGAAAAAAAUAUAGAGGUCA